Molecule: messenger RNA, 777 nt
Organism: Arachis ipaensis
Lineage: Eukaryota; Viridiplantae; Streptophyta; Magnoliopsida; Fabales; Fabaceae
Source: RefSeq, a predicted model, not a curated record
AUGGUAGCUAGCUAACCUUUUCGAACCAUUAUUACAUAUCAUGGAGAUAGCAUGGGAUAUACAUGCUCCAAGUUAUAUUACAACUUUAAUUUUGAGAAAAAUCUAACUCAUCAUCACACAUGAUGAGAAACCAAAAAGAGAGAAAACUCAUGAGGUUCAUGAAGGCACCCUUCAGGUUGCUAAUCAAGGCAAGGGACAUGUACGUACAAGGCAUGACCGAUUGCUCCGCCAGCAGCCACUUCGCCUACGUGGACGCAGCCAUGGGGUGCCCUACCGGCCAGCUCUGCCCUCUUCCUAGAAGCUUCAGUGUUACUUCAUCGGCCCGGUCGAGCGCCAGUGAUGACCACGAUCUCAUCAUGGCUGCUGCUUCCCUUAGGAGACAAGAACGCAGCGGUAAUGGCAAUAUGAAUGAACACAGUGUUGUUGGGCGUUUAGGGACCAGGAAAGUACUUCGCCGUUGUAGCAUGACGAUUGGACGGAUUGAUGAGGACGAGGCGUGUGACUUUUCCGGAGAAGAUUUGGAGGUCAAGCAGCGUGUCUUUCCCCGAAGCACAAGUUAUGCUGCUUGGAGAGGAAGGGCCGUAGGGAUCUUCUAAAGUUCUAAUGAACAAUAUAAAUGUAAGGGCAAAAAUGAGUUAUUUUCUCUUAUAUAUUAAGAUAUCUGUUAAUUUAAAUUUAGGAAAAUGAAUAAUUCGAUAAAUGUAAACAUAAUAAAGUUUUAAAUGACAUAUUUUAAACGGAGAGAAUAUAUAUAAUGAUCUAUGUUUUUCUUUAUAU